Messenger RNA from Alternaria alternata, 3532 nucleotides. RefSeq lists its product as hypothetical. The record is from RefSeq and is a predicted model, not a curated record. Lineage: Eukaryota; Fungi; Ascomycota; Dothideomycetes; Pleosporales; Pleosporaceae. The transcript has 8 exons. Bases 380 to 3532 code for a protein of 1050 amino acids.
UUGCUAGUGUAGUGAAAACGCGUAGAUGGCGCCGGUAGUCGCGUCGACGUCAGUGGAGGUUAGCGUGAAAGCUGGACGACUAGGGGCCUCGACUCACCGCAAGCUCGCAUUGACGUAGCAAAGAGCUAGCCGCGACCCCAACCACCCCAUUUCGCCCACUACCCAACCCACUAUUGCAGGUGCCCGUCAACCACUUUUUGAUUAUAUCAAAACUUGGCCCUGCCUUUCUCUCUCCAUAUACCCCCACUACAACCAUUCCCACCGCACUCUCCACUGGCACCAGCUGCAACCGUUCGCUGUUGUCAAUCACGGGCCAUUGGACGAUCCUGCCCUGUUGACGAAUUUUUGGCCAGCUCAACCUUCUUCAACCCGCUCAACCAUGGCGCGCCUCAGUGGCCUCCCAUCCGAGCACCACCACGAGGGUCCCGGUGACGCUCCUCGACGCAAACGCGGCCGCCCGUCCAAGAACCAGACAACCGACGACAUGUCAUCUGUCGGCAAGCGAACCGCGUCGCCCUCAGCGGAGCUCUCUCAGACGAAGCGCACCAAGCGCCUCCAGACCAUCGAGGACGAUGACGAGGACCAGAUCGCCGAAGAGAUGCGGCAGUCCUUCUCGCGCUCGCAGCGGGGAGACAACGUUCACGUCCAGGAGCAGAGCACCAGCACCACGCGCCGCUACAACCGCCGACACUCUGAGCCUCCAGUCGCCGCCGAUGACGAGGACGACGAGCUCAUGUUCAACCGACCCGCCUCCACACAGCCGCUACCUGGCCUGACACCCCAUCUCGACCGUGUCGGUGCCUCCCGCAGCCGCUUCACCAACACCCGCCGCGCCCGCAUGUCCAUGCCAGCUCAGCUGCACGUUGAGCGUGUCGACGAGGUCGAGAACAACGGCAACCGCGUUCAGUUUGCGCCCCUCACACAAGUCCUGGAUGGCCGCGCGCGUCGCCGCCUCCGCCGAAGCCAUCUGAGCCAGGAGGUAAACGACUUCGAAGACCACCAGAAGAAGGACAAGAGGAUGUUCCUGGAGCUACGUCGUCAGCUCAAGGCCCAGGAUGACAAGAUCAAGGACCUGGAAUACCGCCUCGAAGCCCGCCGGUUAGGUGAGAUCGACAUCGCAGACGCAGACGCCAAUGACCUGCAAGUGGAACUAGACGAGGCCCGUCAACAGAUUGACGAGCUACGCGCUUCUUCCCUGUACAAUGGUGACGACAAUGAACCAGUUGACAUGUCCGACGACGAAGACGGUAUGGUCAUGGUCAACCCUGACGACCUGAACAUGUCGCAAGAUCUUGACAUGGAGCCGACACCCGUUGGCAACCAGAUGACACUCGAAUCCUUGCCAUCUCUAUCGCAACUCAGCCGCGACAAUCUCACCGAAGGCGAGGAUAUCAUAAUGGACAAGAUCGAAGACGAGGCCGUCGAGCGCUACGAGCGGGAGCUGAAGCAGAUGAGCAAGGCCUUGGGUGAGUCUCAAGGUGCGCUGCGCUUGAUCACCAUCGAGCUUCAGAACCUUCGCUUCAUUGAGGCUGGUGCUUCUUCGAGCGAAAUUCUGACCGACUUGCGCCAUGGUUUCGAGGACCUUCGCGCUGAGAUUGAGAAGUUCUUCCCCGGUACCACCGUCCCUGAGCUCUUCAGCGGCCUCUUCUUCGAGCUCAAGCAGCAGCUCUCUCAAAUCACCAUCUCUCAAAAGGCCGAAGUGCUUGUCCGACGACAAUACGAGGGUCGCGUGAAGCAGUUAGAGUCAGACGUCUUCACACUUGAUAAGGCAAAUGAGGACAAGGCGCGCGCCAUUCUUGAUCUCGAGGAGCGCAACGCUGCCCUGACGGAACUUUCUAACCAACAGGAACUCACUCUCGCCGAACAAGAUAGCGCAAUCGCUGGUCUGCAAGAUGAGAACCAAGACAAGGACUAUCGUGUGGACCUCGACAACGUCACCGCCGCCGCAACCGAAUUCGAGACAAACCACCACGAGACGAUCGCACGCAUGGAACAGGAAUACACCGAGCGCAUCCAGGCUCUGGAGGCAAACCUCGAUGCUGAGCAGGAGGGUCGCGAUGCUGCCGAGGCCGAAGUAAAGCAAAAAGAUGCUUACAUUGAGGAGUUAGAGGACAGCAUUGCGCGCAUGGAGACCGAUCGUCUGGCUGCGCAGACCGCCGCCCGCGAGACUGCGGAGGGCGAGCGUGACGACCAGAUCGAGCAAGUCUACCAGCACGCCAACACCAUCGAAAACCUCAACGAUGCCAUCGUUGAACUCAAGGAACAGCUUGCCAACACCCGAGAGAAUCUAGGUUCUGAACGUGCUCAACGCGAGAAGACCGAGGCUGAUCUUGACGAGGCGAAUGACAAGAUCGAAGAUCUCACCACCCGCCUCCAUGACACUGGCCUUCAGGCUAAUGAGCUGCGAUCUAAGCUUUUCCAACUCCAACAAGAGAAGGAGACCGCUCUGGCAGAGCUGCAAGAAGACGCCGAUGAGCGCGAGCUUGAACUGAACAACCUGCUCGAUGCAGAGACUGAGCUUCGUCAGACUAAGGAGAACACACUUGGUCAUGAUAUCGCGACACUUGAGAACAACCUGUCUGACAUGACCGAUGCUCGCGAUCAGCUCGAGCAGGAUCGUGACGUCCAAGUCGCCAACCUUGCUGCUCAGCUCGCUGACCUGAAGACCAAGUACAUGGCGCUGGAGAACUCCACCAACUCCACCAUCACCUCACUCCAGGCCAACAUCACGGACCUUAACAACCAGAUUCAACGGCAACAAGCUGAGAUCAACGAUCUCUUCGAUCAGGUCACUGAGAAGGAGCGCAUCUACCUUGAGGAUACGACUGCCCUCCAGGGAAGGAUCGAUUCUCUUGAGGAGGAUCUCACUGUUCAGAAGGCGGAGAACGAAGGCUACCGCAAGGAGAACUUGUCUCUCUCAAGGCGUGUUGAGUCCGAGGCCAACGAGCUUCUGAACAUUGUCGACGCCCACGCUAACGAGGUCAAUGCCCUUAAUGCUGUCAUCAAGACACAAGAGGCCACCAUCAAGAGCCUUCAAGAUGCCUCUGCGAAGCGCACUACGGAGUACGAGGAGAUGAUUGAGGAGCGUACAACUGAGCUCACAGAGAUGCGUCUGCUAGGCGAAGCUCGCCUCGAGACCAUUAUACUUCUGGAGGCCCAGAUCGAGGAGAUGAAGGAACGCUUCCGUCUUGCUGAAGAAGACACUCGUGCCACCAUCGACGCCCUCACUGCCUCGCAACGUCAACUCCAGGAGCAGAAUGAGCGUCUUGCUGAUGACUUGAAGCGCCGCAACCAGGACGCUCUCCAAGCCGUCCAAGAAAUGAAGCUCAAGCGUGUUGAAGUUAAGACCCAAGGCGUGGGCGACCUCCACCGUGUCGCUAAUGGCAAGGUCUUGAAGACCAGCGAAAAGGUCAAGAUUGGAAAGAAGGGCAAGAAGAAGGUCUCUUCUAGGCGUCAAUGGGACUCCGGCUUCGGCGUUGAUGAGAAUGUCGAAGACGAGGAGCUCAACGCAGAGGAGCCACUUGCUGCAUAG